AUGGAAAAAUAUCAGAACCUAGGAUUGGUUGGAGAAGGGAGUUAUGGAAUGGUAAUGAAGUGUAGGAACAAAGAUAGUGGAAGAAUUGUGGCCAUCAAGAAGUUUUUAGAAAGUGAUGAUGACAAAAUGGUUAAAAAAAUUGCUAUGCGAGAAAUUAAGUUACUAAAGCAACUGAGGCAUGAAAAUUUGGUGAAUCUGUUGGAAGUGUGUAAGAAAAAAAAAAGAUGGUACCUAGUCUUUGAAUUUGUUGACCACACAAUUCUUGAUGACUUAGAGCUCUUUCCAAAUGGACUAGACUGCCAAAUAGUACAAAAGUAUUUGUUUCAGAUUAUUAAUGGAAUUGGAUUUUGUCACAGUCAUAAUAUCAUACACAGAGAUAUAAAGCCAGAGAAUAUAUUAGUCUCCGAGUCUGGUGUUGUCAAGUUAUGUGAUUUUGGAUUUGCACGGACAUUGGCAGCUCCUGGGGAGGUUUAUACUGAUUAUGUGGCAACCCGAUGGUACAGAGCUCCAGAACUAUUGGUUGGUGAUGUCAAGUAUGGCAAAGCUGUUGAUAUUUGGGCCAUUGGUUGUCUGAUAACUGAAAUGCUGAUGGGGGAACCCCUAUUUCCUGGAGAUUCUGAUAUUGAUCAGCUAUAUCAUAUUAUGACGUGUUUAGGUAAUCUGAUUCCAAGACAUCAGGAGCUGUUUUAUAAAAAUCCUAUGUUUGCUGGAAUAAGGUUGCCUGAAAUCAAGGAAAUGGAACCUCUUGAAAGACGCUAUCCUAAGCUCUCUGAGGUGGUGAUAGAUUUAGCAAAGAAAUGCUUAAAUAUUGAUCCAGAUAAGAGACCCUUCUGUGCCGAGCUCCUACACCAUGAUUUCUUUCAAAUGGAUGAAUUUGCUGAGAGGUUUUCUCAGGAACUACAGUUAAAAAUACAGAAAGAUGCCAGAAAUGUUUCUUUAUCUAAAAAAUCCCAAAACAGAAAGAAGGAAAAGGAAAAAGAUGAUUUCUUAGGUGAAGAAAGAAAAACACUUGUGGUACAGGAUAACAAUGCUGAUCCCCAAAUUAAGGAUUCUAAAGUAUUUAAAAUAAAAGGGUCAAAAUUUGAUGGACAAAAAGUUGAAAAAGGUAGUAGAGCUUCAAACACCAGCUGCCUCCACGACAACGGGACCAGCCACAUCAAAACAGUGCCUUCAACAAGCCCGAAAGACUGCAGCAAUGUCAAUGGGGACCAUACAAGGAAUCCAGGCAUGGCAAUUCCCCCACUUACGUACAAUCUUUCAGCCGUUGCUGCUGGUAUUAAUUCUGGAAUGGGAAGUAUCCCAGGAGUUCAGAGUUACAGAGUGGAUGAAAAAACUAAGAAGUAUUAUAUUCCAUUUGUUAAAUCAAAUAAACAUUCUCCAUCUGGCAUUUAUAAUAUUAAUGUGACCACAUCUGUCUCUAGUGAAAAGAGGCUCUUUCAAGCAAAUAAGAAAAGAAGGGAAUACUCUAAGACAGAUAUCCAUUUGCCUGAACUGAAUUAUAAUCAUCUCCCUGAACUACGAGACUUGGAAGGUAUGGUUCGAAAUUCCAGACUUGUAAGGAAAGAGAACAAAAUUCUUUCAGAGUCUCGAAUUCCUUCUCUGGCUGCUAUUGACCUACAUGUUCCCAGUAUUGCAUUACAUCAGGUAUCAGGAUCUCCCCUGUCAGAUGAUUCAGAGGCUGAUUUACCUCAAAUGGAACACCAGCACUGA
Messenger RNA from Cynocephalus volans (Philippine flying lemur), 1710 nucleotides. It is a transcript of the gene CDKL2, whose product is annotated as cyclin dependent kinase like 2. Lineage: Eukaryota; Metazoa; Chordata; Mammalia; Dermoptera; Cynocephalidae. Bases 1 to 1710 code for a protein of 569 amino acids. The transcript is spliced from 12 exons. Gene Ontology annotation, biological process: protein phosphorylation. The record is from RefSeq and is a predicted model, not a curated record. Gene Ontology annotation, cellular component: nucleus. Gene Ontology annotation, molecular function: protein serine/threonine kinase activity; ATP binding.